AAGGUUUAUCUCAGUUACUGAGAGAUUACUUCCCUCUCUGGUUUCUCUCUCUCUCUGCUGACUGGACGAUCCGAAAGCAACUUUCCAGAUGACAGAAUUCAGUGUAAAACUGCUGAAAACCGCUAUACGAGAAGCUUAAAGAUCAUUUCCUCCUGUCAGCUUUGCUCAAAAGAAACCCCUCACCACAGAUGUCGCAUCAGGGAGCUCGCGCACAGGUGACCAGCGGUCAUGUUCGGGUUGGCUCGUGCGUUUUAAAAAUAUGAAACUACAAACUUACGCGUUUGGUCCAAACUCAAAACUAUUCGAUUUAAGUUAAAAAAAAAAAACAACAACAACAAACAUAUAUAAUAAUAAUAAUAGCUGUUAUAAUAAGUUUUUUGGAUGGACUCCAUGGAGGCGUACCUGCUGAAGUUUAUCGAGCGCGUGCGAGCUGAGAGCAGAGAUGGAGAGAAUGGCAUUGCGUCUGAAUACACGAGUAUUAAGCAUCAGAACGGCUCGCUGAAGCAGAAGUAUGGUUUGACAACCCAGGCAGGAGGAGUGAAAGAAAACAGCAAGAAAAACCGUUACAAGGACAUACUGCCGUAUGACCAAACACGCGUGGUUCUGAGUCCAACAACACCCGAAUAUAACAGUGACUACAUUAAUGCAAAUUUCAUCAAGGGGGCGACAGGGAGCACGACGUACAUCGCCACGCAGGGUCCUCUGAGUAACACAACAGUGGAUUUCUGGCGCAUGAUAUGGCAAUAUGAUAUCAGGGUGAUCGUCAUGGCGUGUAGGGAGUUCGAGUUGGGGAAGAAAAAAUGCGAGGUCUACUGGUCUCCUCUAGGUGAUUCGUCCACAUUUGGUCCUUUCAUCGUCUCAACUGUUGAAGAAUCACCCACAAAUGAGGAAGUCAUCGUGCGAACGCUUGCAGUGAAACACUGUGAUGAAACUCGCACCAUGUCUCAUUUCCAGUACACGGCCUGGCCGGAUCAUGGAAUACCAGACGUUGCGGAUGGCAUUUUGGGAAUGAUGGAAUUAGUUCAUGUCAGACAGGGUUGUCACCCGGGACCUCUGCUUGUGCACUGCAGCGCCGGCUGUGGAAGAACUGGGGUGAUUUGCGCCAUUGACAUUGUUAAUGACCUGCUGCAUAAAAAGAAAAUCGGAGACGAUUUCAGCAUCAUGGAGUUAGUCUUGAAGCUGAGAAGACAAAGACCGUCGGCUGUUCAGACUAAGGAGCAGUAUGAGUUUGUGUUUCAUACUGUGGCUCAGAUGUUUGAGAAGGUCUUGCAGGAAUCUUCACAGAAACGUCAAAGCCUGAUUCAGCACUCGCAGUCUCACUACGCCAAUGUGUUGCCCCCAAAGCCGGCGCUGAGGUCAUUCUCUAUCGGCUGUGAAAACCAGAAUACAAGAAAACCUCCUGCGCUCCGUCCGAGGUCAUCCCAUCCUCAUUCGUCCGCCAACAUGAACGACACGUACGCAGUCAUCAACAAGAUCAAGCAGCCCCCCACAGCUCCGCGUCUCGUUACCCACCACUACGACAACGAGAACUUAACCAGCCAGAAGGCGUCUACGAGCGACAUCUACAGCAUCGUAAAGCCGAAAAACAGAGCAGUGGCGAACACGCCUGCUAGCACGGUUCCAGUUUACGCCCGAACAUGGAAACCCAACCACAAGGCUGCAGAAGACAUGGACUGCGAUGACUACGAACCCCUGCCAGGGGAGUUCCUGAUGAGAAACUCACAGCUGUAUCCAACUCUACCACAAGGAGCUUCAGACAGGCAGAGCCAUUCUGAUGAUGACUAUGAGUAUGUUUCAAACCCGAUCAGAGAGACCAGCAGCAGCCAGGGCAGCCCUGGAGGCAUCGGUUUUAAAUGCAGAGUAAAGAAACCCAAAGGACCCAGAGACCCGCCUUCACAAUGGAACCGACCAGAGAGAUGAAACUAUCACAACAACAACGACGUGGUCUAAAGAGCUACAUAUUCUGCAUUUCUUUGGUCUAUGGAAUUAUUUUUGUUUUAUUAUAGAGGUGAUGGUCUGUAGAUGUCUGUGUGAGGGUAUGGGAGCUCGAGUCCAUUGCAAAUGUAAUGUAUAUGUUUUAAUUUAUUGUAAUAAAUGUGUCGUCUGGAUUGUACAACAGAGUGCUGCUGUGAUACACUGCGCUGACCAGUAGAGGGCGCUGCUGAGGUUUAGUUUGAAUACUUCAUGAGCUACGAGCAGGUAAACUGGGUCACCUGAAUAAUGGGGGCACUUGUAUUGAUAGAUUAGCUUUUGUACCACGUUUUAUAAAAAAUAAAAAAAAAAAUCUAAAUUUUAUGGGUACAUUAUAGGUAUAAUUUAACCCAGAGGAUUUUAAUGGAACCUUCUGGAAGAAAUUGCAGCUGUAGCGACUGACCUGUGACUCUGCUGCGAUUAAAUUUCUGCCAGCGAGUUUAAGCCCAGAUUCUGGGACUGGAUGAAAGCA
Hemibagrus wyckioides is the source of this 2443-nucleotide messenger RNA. RefSeq names its product protein tyrosine phosphatase non-receptor type 18 (gene ptpn18). Gene Ontology annotation, molecular function: non-membrane spanning protein tyrosine phosphatase activity. Bases 382 to 1920 code for a protein of 512 amino acids. Gene Ontology annotation, biological process: peptidyl-tyrosine dephosphorylation. NCBI's taxonomy places the organism in Eukaryota, Metazoa, Chordata, Actinopteri, Siluriformes, Bagridae. The record is from RefSeq and is a predicted model, not a curated record. Gene Ontology annotation, cellular component: cytoplasm; nucleus. The transcript is spliced from 17 exons.